AUGCAGAGCCUGUGGGCGGACCCCACAUGUGGCGACGGCUCGUGCGACCGCCCUUUCCAGUUCCCCGCGUUUGGCCGCUUCGGCUGUGAAGCAGACUGCGGCAUGUUCCCCAACCGCACCUCCGUCGUCGUCAGAUUCUCCUCCCACCUCGACACGCAGCAGGCUAUUGACGAAUCUUCCUGGAACCUCUGCAUGGUCAACCCGGUCUCCCUCUGCUGGUACGAGGCAUUUCAGCCGUUCCCCCGCGGCGAGGCGGAAACAUCAGUAGCGUUGGACAUUCCGGACGGCGACUGGGUGGUGCUGCUCAACGCGCCUGCGGGGGGCAUCCGCGGCACCGUGCACGUGGCCCCUCCCGGCACGCGCCGCCUCUCCGUCGUCGGUGCCGCCUCCACCAUUGAGCUCGCCUCUUGGGGGUCCUGCGCGCUUGAUGAUGGUGCUGUGGCAGCCAAUCAGACAGAGCCAAGUGGCGGCGCUACUGUCGCUCCGUCUGACAUCUGUCGUGAUGUGAGUGAGCGUGUCGUUGCUCUAUGUGCUACCGCGGCGCUCUUCCGCUUCCACCACCCUCACAGCUAUGCGCGCCGGCCCUCCUCUACUGCCCCUGGCCCACAUGACACCACCUCCCAGCCCACUGCAGCAACAGUGCCCUGUCCUGCUGCCCCUGCUGUCGGCCUUCCUGGUGCGUCUGCCUCUUACGCUGCCGCAGCACUCGCAGCAGCGCACCCGCAAGAAGCACAGUGGUCUGAAGCAACACCAGCAUCAGCACCACCAUCCCCAGCAGCACCCAUGCCAGCAGGCUCACCAACACCAGCAGCGACGACCGCGGAAGGAACAGCAGCCGCAACAGGCCCCUCAGAACCGUCCCUCUGGUCCCUCCUGGGUGCCACGGACCGGCAGCGACUGACAGUCCUGCAGGUGGCGGUGUCGCGCGCUCUCUUCACCAUGGCAAAGGACCGCUGCCUUGCCGGCCGAGCACCGGGAGCAAGCAGGAAGCACGCGCAAGGAGGGCCGGGCAGUGUGCGCUGGAACAUGGUGGCGUGCUUCUGCACCAUUCUGGGGGGGCCGUCUGAGACGCUGGAUGAGUGCCGGCUCACGGAUGCAGCAGGAAAACCGGUGGUGGAUAUUCCGGACAUGUAUGUGUACCUGCGCAGCACGCACGUGAGGGGCGGGCGCGUGAUCUCCUCGCAGCACAUGAGGAGAUUCGUGCAGACGAUGGCGGCGGCGCUGCGGUCCGUGACGCUGAUUUCAGACGCGGCGGCUGCGCGCCUCAACACGCUCAUGCACUCGUUUGAUGAUGCCAUUGUGACCUCCGAUGCUGUCGGCUGCUCUCAAGGUGCGCAUGGCAUGUGGGAGUGGUGCUGGGUGCAUGUGUGCAUGGAUGUUUACUUGUGUGUGCGUGAGAUGCGCUGCACGCUUAUGCACUCUUUCAAUGAUGCCAUCGUCACCUCCGAUGCUGUCGGCUGCUCGCAAGGUGCGCAUGGCAUGUGGACCUGGUGGUUUGUGCGUGCGCAUGUGCGCGUGUCCGUGGAUGUAUGGGAGUAUGUGCAAGGUGCAUGUAUGUGCCGGUGCGGAGCAUGGCUGCAGUGGCGGGCGGGUGUGAAGCACAACACGACCAUCCAUGUGGGCGACAAGGUCACAUGGGUGUGGGAUGACGACCUCCCGCACUCACUCAAAGUGGCGGCGAUGGGUGAGGAAGAGGACCCGCUGUUUCUAGGCUUUGGAGGGCAUCGCUUGGUCGUGUCGCGCAAGCUGGCAUGCACUCCCAUGAAUGUGGGCCAGUGGGACAUUUCUGAAGAACCACAGCCAUGCGUGCUCAAGAUGGAUGACGAGCCCCCCAACUCCUUCUCGUACAGCAAGGUGUUUGACGAGCCAAUCACGAUCCACUACGAGGACGGCACUCUCUCUGUUGACGACUCCUCCUCCUCCUCAGCGUCCGCAACCUCUGCUGUGUCUCUUCUCACUGUGCUGCCUGCACCGACAGGAGCUGAGCUUGCUGACCUUGGGAACGCCACUGACAGCAGCACUCUCUCGGGCACCGCACGUGUCACUACCACCAACACCACCACGCCCUCCACCUCCUCCUCCGCCUCCUCCUCCUCCUCUUUGCCAUCCUCCGCCACCGCCGCAGCGUACGAGUGCUCGCCGGGGUGCCGGCUACAUCGCCUGGCGAACGGGGUGUGCGAUGCGGCGUGCAACACGCCCGUGUGCGCCUUUGACGGUGGCGACUGCGCGUGUGUGGACCCGCUCUUUGGCCCCGGCAUCUGCGCCUGCCCGCCCGGCCACACCCGCCGCGACGACGGCUUUUGCGCUUUCUGCCAGUCAACUUCUUAUCUUACCAUCCCUGCUCUUCCUUCCUCACACACCACUCUCCCCUCCUCCGUCCCCGCCCUCCCCCUGUGGCCAGCAUGCUGUCUAUCCACGGUGGUGGGCACGAAUCUCAACUUCCCCUUCUCACUGCAGCGCUACGGCCCCAACUACACCGAGAGCAACUUCGCCUUUGCGGCUGAGAGGGGCGUUGCUGUCAACCGCUUCGUGUCACGUCGCAACCGCCUGCUGCACCUGGCGGGGUGGUGCAGCAACGGCACGUCCACGGAGCCCUUUGGAGUGAACCCGCACUUCCUGCCCACAUCGGCCAUCUACGACAGCGCUGCCAGCGCCAACAUGAGCCAGCUCGACAACAGCACCUUCGGCGUCAAGCUGCGCUUCAACCCGCAGGGCCUCCCCUACGGCUUCAUCUACCCCGUGGACUCCCUCACAACCCUCCCCCUGGUGUUUGAUAUCAAUCUUGACUACGAGGCAGCCAUGCGCCGUCUACACUACCUGGUGGAUGGGAGCUAUAUUAACAAUGGCACUCGCAGCGUGGACGUUAGCUUCAUCACCUUCAACGGCGAAACACUCACGUUCGUGCUGACCACAGUAACCUGCACGUUGAACGCUGGAGGCAGCAUGGCGGUGACCAUAAAGUCACAGCCGGCAGCCAUGGCCAUGCACGAUGCAUCGGCAGACAACAUGGCACGGCUGGUGCUGGAGGUGGUGUAUCUCGUGGGGCUGCUGUGGAACGUGUGUGGCGAGCUGCAGGAGAUGGCCGAUCGCGCUGCCGUUGAUGGCUCUGUGCUGGGCUACUUUGGGCUCGUGUGGAACUGGGUUGACAUGCUCUCCCUCGCACUGCAACUGACUGCGUUGAUCAUCUCAUCUGAAGCCAUGCUUACGGUUGCUUCCUCACUGCUCAUCCAUCCCACCCACACGCCCUACUUCUCUCACUCUCCUCAUGCGCGCGCGCGCGUGUGUGGGUGUGUGGGUGAGGGCAGGGUGGUGCUGUGGCGGUACGUGGAAUCAUUCGACAUGCAGCCACGAUGCAACAUCUACUAUACGCUACUGGAGAUGCCGCGCUACUCUCAAGUCGAAUCACACGCCCCUUCCUCCUCCCUACCACCCCCGUUGUGGCAUGUGUGUGUGCAGGGUGGUGCUGUGGAGGCACGUGGACGCAUUCGACAUGCAGCCACGAUGCAACAUCUACUAUACGCUACUGGAGAUGCCGCGCUACUCUCAAGUCGACUCACACGCCCCUUCCUCCUCCCUACCACCCCCGUUGUGGCAUGUGUGUGUGCAGGGUGGUGCUGUGGAGGUACGUGGAAUCAUUUGACAUGCAGCCGCGCUACGACAUAUACUACACGCUGCUCGAGAUGCCGGGCUACUCUCGAGUCGACUAAGAUGCCCCUUCCUCCUCCCUAUCACCCCCGUCGUGGCAUUUGUGUGUGCAGGGUGGUGCUGUGGAGGUACGUGGACGCAUUCGACAUGCAGCCGCGCUACGACAUCUACUACACGCUGCUGGAGAUGCCGCGCUACUGGGCCGUGCCCAACCCGCCCACGGGUUUCAUCAGCGCCACGCAGGCCUUUGCUGAGCUGCGCAACAUCAUCAACCUCCGCGCCGUCUACUUCUCCCUCCAGGGCAUCAAGUGA
Messenger RNA from Closterium sp. Yama58-4, 3957 nucleotides. NCBI's taxonomy places the organism in Eukaryota, Viridiplantae, Streptophyta, Zygnematophyceae, Desmidiales, Closteriaceae. The record is from the annotation of a GenBank genome assembly.